AUGAGACCUAAGAACAAGGAUCCAUACCGCAAUAACAACCAAGACAUCAGAUCUGGUGUGCCUGCAAUGAGAUCAACAAACAAUGGUGACCUAGGGUUUCAAAUCGCACAGAAAAAUGGAGAAAGAGAAGGGGAAAAACUCACUUGCUUCGAGAGGACGCAAAUCCACGGCACCUGCAACAAAUCGAAAGAGAGGGGACAGCGUAACUCGAGGCAGCAGUAUGCAUCCUGGAAACGUGGAAUCUCACCAGCUGAUGCCGCAUCUAGUGAUGAUGAAGGCUUACAACGUGCUUCAGUCUCUGAGACCGACGCUUCUCUAUCUGCAUCGCGCAAGUCUCUGGCAAGCAAUCAUUGUCUGAACUCAUGUUCUCUGCUAUCUGAAAAGAAUGGUCUUUCUGUGUUUCCACACAGGACAUUGAAUACCUGUUCAGUGUCAAAGAAUCUUUGUAGUUCCUCAGGACAUUCAGCACCUCCAGAUGAAUUGAUGCCAAAUGCUAUUGGUGAAACAGAAUUUAGUCAAGACGUUCUAUCUGAGAUGGUGCUUUCCGAUGGUCAGCAUAACACACUUGUCUGUGGAAGAAAUGCUAAUGAGACCUGUGAUAUGCUGUUGACUCCAGAAGUAAGGAAACAUAACAUCGCUUCAUCUCUCAUAAACCAGCAGACACAGGAAAGAUCAUUCUUUGUCAAGACACUCGGUGUGAAGAGAGGCAUUACCAAGAACAGAAGGGGGGAAACACACUCUAAAUCACAUCGGGGAAAAAAUGAUGCCCCUGAGCAUAUGCAAAUUCAAUUGAAGGGAAACAGGAAUUUCUCUAGCAAGCAAUUUUUAUUCGCUUCGAGUGCCUCUCCAGAAUGUCAGACAACUUCAGCUCAGACUCUACAGGUCACAGGAGGGACAAGUAGCGGUUCAGAUGCUGAAGUGGCUAGAAACGAAGGUACUGGUCUGUUGGACAAAGAGCUUGCUGCUACAAUCAACAUGAUCUGUGAAGGGAACAGAAAUGCAGAUGUGUGCACAGACACUGCUGAUACCCAAGUGACAAAAAGCAACUUUCUUACCGAUACACCUCUGCAGUCUCAUGAUCGACUAGUUCCACAGGACGGGAACCAAGUGGAUGAGGGAUCAAUCCUACAAAGUUUGCAGAAUGCUGGGAGCUUAGUGUUUACCUCUGACAACAUCUUAUUGAGUAGCUUUUCCUCUUCUGGGAACUCAAUGGCUUCAGACUUGGCUUUCUCUCAAAUCUCUGGUCACCAGGUUCCAUUUGUCAAGAGAUCACCUGCAUGGCAUCUAGUGGAUGUGAUGGACGUGUUUAAGGAGGAAUGGCUCUAG
This is a messenger RNA of Miscanthus lutarioriparius, 1326 nucleotides long. The record is from the annotation of a GenBank genome assembly. NCBI's taxonomy places the organism in Eukaryota, Viridiplantae, Streptophyta, Magnoliopsida, Poales, Poaceae.